This is a messenger RNA of Melanotaenia boesemani (Boeseman's rainbowfish), 1051 nucleotides long. RefSeq names its product nucleoredoxin-like protein 1. Gene Ontology annotation, cellular component: mitochondrion. The record is from RefSeq and is a predicted model, not a curated record. Lineage: Eukaryota; Metazoa; Chordata; Actinopteri; Atheriniformes; Melanotaeniidae. The transcript is spliced from 4 exons. Bases 128 to 826 code for a protein of 232 amino acids. Gene Ontology annotation, biological process: photoreceptor cell maintenance.
UUUAAAGGAAAAGAGAAAAUAAAUCAAAUAAAAACCACAAUGGCUUGAAGGAGGAGAAAAUCUGUGGAUAUAUUUCCUGUGGGAGUCGAGGAGUUUCAAGAGGGGUUUUCCAUUCCUGUUUUCCAUCAUGGUGGACCUGUUCCUAAACCACGUUCUAAUAGAGAACAACUCCGAUCAGGAUGAACUCAACACAGAGCGUGAGAUCAUCGGCAUCCUAGAAAACCGCAUCCUGUUGCUGUUCUUUGCAUCUGCUGAGUGUGAGACGUGCCAGAAGUUUGUGCCUGCUUUGAAUGACUUUAUCAAGAAACUGAAAGAUCCUGCAUACAUCGAAUACCCCAAACUGCUUGCACUCAUCUACAUCAGUUUGGACCAAUCAGGGGAGCAGCAGGAAAGAUUUCUCAAAGAGCUGCACAAAAAAAUUUUUUUCCUGCCCUUUGAGGACUUGUACAGAAAGGAAUUGCAGUCCAUGUUUAAAGUGAAAGAUGUACCAACAGUAGUGGUGCUUCGCCCGGAUGGAUCUGUCCUCUCUCCAAAUGCUGUGAAGGACAUCUCUUCUCUUGGCACUCAUUGUUUCCGCAACUGGCAAGAAUCAGCUGAGAUCGUUGAAAGGACCUUUAUGCUGAAUGAAGAGUUUGAUGACCUUAAUCUACGUAGUGCCACCGACCCCGUGAGAAGACUCAAGUACAAGACAGAGGACGACAAGAGGAAAAAGAAAUGGUGGAAGUUAUGGGAGAAGGGCAAAGACAGAAAUGAUAAUGAGGAGAAAGAUGACACCUGGGAUAUGAAGGGAAAGGACACACAUAAAGGAACAUGGAGGAAAAGAUGAAAGAAAGUGGAAUAGAGUACUGCUCACCUGCUCCUGCAUCUGACGUAUAUUUUAAGAAUAUAAAUGAUUAAUUUUGUGAUUGUAAAAAUGAUAGCAGUUGCCAUAAUUUAUUUGUCUUGAAUAUGACCAGCUGUUUGUCCGAGAACAAAUUAAAUGUCAUUGUUUUCACUGAUAGAUGCAAAUAUGUAUAAUCCUGUUUUUAUGAAAGUUGGGUGUUGCAUAAAA